Molecule: messenger RNA, 7281 nt
Organism: Dendronephthya gigantea
Lineage: Eukaryota; Metazoa; Cnidaria; Anthozoa; Malacalcyonacea; Nephtheidae
Exons: 4
Coding region: 1-7281 (2426 amino acids)
Molecular function (GO): [protein-PII] uridylyltransferase activity; protein binding
Source: RefSeq, a predicted model, not a curated record
AUGCUUGAUGCACUGGCAGGUAAAAGAAUAAGGAGCAAUACUUCAGAGUUUGGGACUAAGCAGCUCUUGGAGAUAUCAAAACAAGCAUUGAAGAAAGGAGAGAUAAAUAUCGCAGAACAAUAUGCUGGAAGAGCAAUACGAAAAGAGAAAUACGAAGAUGCAUCAAAGGAGAGAAACCCAGAACCUUAUUUUCACUUGGCUGAAGUCCUAAAGCAGAAAGCGUCAGACGAAACCGUCCUGUUACCUCAAAGACAAAAAUUAUUACUGCAGGCUGCGUCGCUGUACAAUUUCGUAGGAAAUUGUUUUAAUAAAAGUGCUGUUGAAUCUAAAAGCGAAUUUGCGACGAGUCAUGAGAAUGUUUUACCUGGGAAAAUUUUAGAAGUUCAAGAAAGUCUAAUCGUAGCCACUCGAGGAGACCGCUUGCGCUGUAGAUUUAAUCCUGAAAGUAAGAAGAUUGCCAUAGAACAAUUACGAGAGGAGGCUAAGAGAGAACUGAGAGUUAUAAAUGCCAAAUACGAUGCUAAAACUGGUAAUGAGGAAGAUCUUCGGAAAUUGUUUAUCAAGCAAACCGCGGAUGUAAAAGAUUUAUACAAAAAGAUUGCAUCAAAACUGAAACAGUUUUUUGCAGAAAUCAUUCAAGAGUGUUUAGAAGUCUUGGGUGAACUGCCAUGCGAAUACGAAGUCAUUCUACUUGGAUCAUUAUCGAGAGAAGAGAUGACACCAUAUUCUGAUCUGGAGUGGGCUAUACUAACCAGAUCUGAUGACGAACAGUCUAAAAUAUUCUUCCGCAAUUUAACCAAUCUUGUUCAUUUACAGGUAAUCAACCUUGGAGAAACCAUCCUUCCUUGCAUGGAUAUUGAAGUAUUAAGAGGAGCAUGGUUUUAUGAUGAUGUAACUCCAAAAGGAAUUUCCUUCGAUGGCCUUCUUGAUCAGGCAAGCAAGACUCCUUUGGGUAACACAGACGAUUUUGAGCUCAUUCACAACCCCACUGAAAUGGCAAAUUUUCAGAGCAACUUUUGGUACAAGAAGGAUCCUUGCCUCGGUGAAAUCCUUUUGAAUGUUGCGCCCCUGGACGAAAGCAGACAUGCUUUACUGGAUGAAUAUAAGAUGGAGCUCGAGAAGAUAUUGAGCGAACCAUGUGACUUGGAUAGCUGUGCUCACGAUGGAUUAAAUACCAGACCGACAAGAGGAUCUUGCCGAGGACUGCGCACGCUCCAAGAGGACAUAUCCAGAUAUAAACCAUUACUACAUGGCCUAACUUCAGAAUACUGUUUUAAACCAGAGUGCUCGAAAAGGUUGUUAAAUUACGAUGGGCAAUUGUUUGAUAUCAAGAAAACAAUCUAUCGUUUAACAGAUCGCGUGGUGGUGGCCCUUUCAAAUGUUUUCGAAGUAGGAGGAAAAGGAUCAUUUGAGGCUCUUGACAAGUUGUGUGAGAGGAACGUGAUCAGUCCAAGUGCCAAAGAUAACGUAGCCAGUGCUGUAGCUAUUGCGUUGAAGAUGAGGUUGAGUACUUAUCUUUCUGCUGGGAAACAAGAAGAGACAAUAAAAGGGACAACAGGGAACGCUACAUCUGCUUACCAUAUACCUACAGAAAAAGAACUGUUUCAUUUUUUCUAUGUGUCCAGUCCACUGUUUGAAUCGUUGCUUCGCUUGGGUGACGACGUUAAGAACCGCUCAGAAGAUUUAGCACAAACAACGUUCUUCAGUUUCUCUGAUACCGUAAAAGGCCACAUUCACUGUCGUCUUUUAAAUUACAAGGCCGCGUCAGAAUGCUAUAAGCGUGCACUUGAAAAUGACCCGGGGAAUAGUGGCAUAGAAAUGCGACUGCACCAAAUUGAGGCUUUGCUAAGCGUUAGCACGGACGGUGGAGAUAUUUGGGAUACUUACUUCACGACGCCUUUCUUAACUACAUUUGUCUCUGAUGAACGUAAUAUUAAUGUUGUAACUGAAAUGAAUGAAAAAAAUUACGCCAAAAUAAAGCGGUGGGGUAUAAGUGUCGAAACGAUUGCUGAUUUAAACAAGCUGGCGGUAUUACUCAUGUCCCAGAAAACCGGCGAAGCUUACAAAUGUCUGCAGCGAGCAUUUACAAUGGAGCAAACUAUUUUUGGCGAUAAUCCUAACCCACAUUCUGCCUUAACUUCGGCAUUGCUUGGAAAAUUGUCCAGUAGCUGGGGAGAGAGAAUCUUCUAUUUCGAGCAUACGCUUAAACGCCUUCCAUUUUCAGAAGAGAAAGAAAAUUUAACGGAUGCGAGAUGUGAUAUCUACGGCAUUUUGGCACAAUCCUAUAUCAACACGAGAAAUUUCGAGCAAGCGAAAUUAUACUCAAAAAAAGGUUUAGAUUUGAUUAAAACAAGUGCGAAAAGUAAAAACAGAUCACACUGCUCAUUUUUGAGCUUAUUAGCAGGGAUUUCGGUAAUUGAAGGGAAAUUUGAAAAUGCAUUGGAACACUUAAGAAAAGUUCAAGAAAUUUUAAAAAAUACCGUAGGAGAUGAAUGCAUCAUUGCCAGAACGACGAGGUCUGUUGCACGCAUGUAUAGUAGUUUGGGUAAAAUUGACGAGGCAAAAGAACUACUUCUACGUGGACACGAAGAAGCACAAGACACACACAAAAUGAAUUACCUGGACGCUCUUGGAAGUUUAUGUUGGAAGCAAGGUCUAGCGGAAGAGGCAGAACAACAUUAUAAGGAAGUGUUAAAUCAAAUAAUCGAACUGGCGUCAGCGAAAAAAUUCAUCAUCGUAUCAACCCUCUUAGUUCUCUCCAAGAUUGUAAGUGAGAACAAGCCCUCUGAAGCAAUCAGCUAUCUGGAACAGGCUGCAAAAUAUCUUUCCGAUCUAAAUGACAACGACAUAAAAUUUGUGUUCCUGAAAAAAAUCGCUCUGAGGUGGGAAAGUCUGAAAGACUAUACCAAAGCUUACAUGUACCUGAAUAAAGCGCUCAAAUUGUGUGGAAAAUCAGAGUUAACCUCGGAGAUGGAGUUACGACGUGAAAUUGGUCUACGCGUUAAACUGGUAGGCUUGCUUAAAAAGGUAAACUCGUUGCCAGGGACUGGGGAGAGUUCAAUAACUCAUAAACAAAUGAAAAAUGAACAACGACAGCACUAUGAAAAAGCUUGUGAUCUAUUGCAAAAAUAUUUAGCGUCAGGCAGUUUAGACUGCAGUGGCAUUAAUAUGCCUAUUAAUAUGUCAGACGAGUUAUUUAGUCCUUAUUGUUUGUGCAGAAGUGAGGAGGUGGAAACCGAGAGUAUUAACGAAGAAAUUUGGAGAUACAUCAACGAGCUUUCCAACGCUUUUGAUGAGUUUGAAAACGAGAACUGCAUCUCCGUAUCGAAAACAAAGGAGUAUCAAGAGCGUUUAACUUUUAAACGCUCAAAAUUUUCCCGCGAUGAGCCAGGGGAGAACACAGAAGUAUACUGUACGAGCGCGCACAAUAAAAGAAUAGAAUGUUCUCUUGUAUCAGAUUACGAUAACGCCUGCGUUUUAGCAAGAUCUAUUCUGUGUGACAGUAAUCACAGUUACUUAAAAACGAAAGAAAAAUCUUUUCUUUCUUUGGUGGAAUCGUUGCCAGAAACGCGCUCCUGUGUCAAUUUUUUUAUAAAAGAAGCAGAAAACGCUAAAAACAAGAAGGACAUUCACCAGAUGAUUGUUUUCCUUGAACUAGCUUCCAGCCAGGCGUCGGUUAUCGAAGAUGAGGCAAAAAUUUUCAAAUUGGUCGGAGAAUGUCAACUACACCUGCAAAGUUACAGAAUGGCAGAGAUCAGUUUUAGGAAAGCAGCAGACAUUUUUCGAUCAGUAGAAUCAUCAUCUGAACUCGACAUUAAAGUUUUUUAUAUGGAGAGUUUGAUUGGUCUGGCCAAGAGUCGCAUGCUUUGUAAUGAUGUGGAAAAUGCAUUAUGCGCAUGCGAGGAAGGUUUGCGGAUUGAACCUCAACUGACGACAUCUAUAUUUUUAGAGAAGAGAAUUGAGUUGCUUUAUUUCGAUGCAAGAUGUUCGUUUCUGCAAAUCACGAGUUCUACUCCCAGAACACACCUCGAAUGUUUGUCUGAGAAGUUGGAUACACUUCAUCACCACAUACAUACUAAUUUGGAAAAUGACUUUUAUGCGUUCAGCGAACAGUUAAUUCUUUUUCCAAAUAUUUUGGUUAUGAAAGUAUUCAUUCUCUUCCGCGUUGCGAUAUCAGAAGAAGGACGAAUGAACGCACGACAGUAUGCAAAACAUUUUGCUGAAGAACACUUGAACGUGGAGAAGUAUGGAAAUACCAACGUGUUAAAGAAUUCUGAGGUUGAAAAUACCAGACGCACGCUUCGUCGUUUCCAUUCCUGUUUAGGUCAAAUUUUAGUGAUUCAGGAAACGGAAAAUGCAGAGAUUUUUUUAAAAAAGUCUUUACCUGAUUUUUUUGUUCCUGUUUUCACUGGCACAAUUAUACCGUUGGACGAGAUCAUCCCAUUGUUAGAUGCAAUUACAGCAACCAAGGCCGCCUCAUCAUCCGCACAAGAACCACACAGCCUGUUCCAGCAAACCCUGGAAUUAUGUAGGGACGAAUACCUGAAGGUAAACGACAAUCCAGUUCCACUCCUUAAUUUUUUCCGAAAUCUGGGUAAUCACUAUGUUGACGGGGGAGGGACUGAGAAAGCCACUUAUGCCUAUGAAGCUGGAUUAGAGGUCGUCGAUCACCUGAUCUCAGACGCUGCAGACCAAGUGAACGCUCGGGGUGAAAUGAUGCUGCACCUUGCCAAUAUGCACAGAAUUCAAGCUUUAGAAAACACAGGAAAAGGCGAAGUGGAAGAAAGUCUCUUGGCAGAAAAAUACUACAAGUUUGAAAAUGGCAACGGGACUGAAAAGAGUAGUAUUCAUAAAUACAUUAUGUAUGCUAACUUUCUGUGUGACGAAGGGCGCUUUGAAGAAGCCAUUGUCGUUCUAAAUCAAGCAAUUCAAGCAGGCGACAAGCUGUGGUCAACCACCGUCAUUUGUUCAUUUUCACAACGUGUUCUUUAUGGAUCAGAUGUCAAAAAAUACAUUGAAUCUGACGGUGAACUGCUCACAAAGAUGGGAAACUUGGCGUACACAUCACUAGUUCGCGCGUAUGUUCAACUUGGAAACGGAAGAGAGGCAUGCAAAGCGUUAGACACAUUGAUAACAAAUGGCGAAGAUUUGCCUCGCAGUGCAAUCUACACAACAUCCUGUCUUUCACAUCUUGUUGCCUUCUGCCAGAAAUAUUUAAUGUCACUUAUUGAGGAUCCCUCGAAAUUAUCAUUUAACGAUUCAGAAUUUCCACUGUCAUCCGAAAAUUUCGCGAAAUUGUACCACGAGCUGGGAGAAUUCGAACUGGCGCUUAAUUUGUGUGAGAGGUUAAAAAAAUCUUUGGUUGGCUUUUUUGUUCCUGCUUCCACCGGUACGAUUGAACCAUUGAACGAGAUCAUCCCGUUGUUAGAUGCAAUUACAGCAACCAAGGCCGCCUCAUCAUCCGAACAAGAAUCACACAGCCCGUUCCAGCAAACCCUGGAAUUGUGUAGGGACGAAUACCUGAAGGUAAACGACAAUCCAUUUCCACUCCUGUAUUUUUUCCGAAAUCUGGGUAAUCACUAUGUUGACGGAGGAGGGACUGAGAAAGCCACUCGUGCUUAUGAAGCUGGAUUAGAGGUCGUCGAUUACCUGAUCUCAGACGCUCCAGACCAAGUGAACGCUCGGGGGGAAAUGAUGCUGCACCUUGCCAAUGUCCACAGACUUCAAGCUUUAAAAAACACAGGAAAGGGCGAAAUGGAAGAAAAUCGCUUGGCAGAGAAAUACUACAAGUUUGAAAAUGGCAAUGGGACAGAAAAGAGUAGUAUUCAUAAAUACAUUAUGUAUGCUAAUUUUCUGUGUAACGAAGGGCGCUUUGAAGAAGCCAUUGUCGUUCUAAAUCAAGCAAUUGAAGCAGACGACAAGCUGUGGUCAACAACCGUCAUUUGUUCAUUUUCACAACGUGUUCUUUAUGGAUCGGAUGUUAAAAAGUACAUUGAAUCUGACGGUGAACUGCUCACAAAGAUGGGAAACUUGGCGUACACAUCACUAGUUCGCGCGUAUGUUCAACUUGGAAACGGAAGAGAGGCAUGCAAAGCGUUAGACAUACUGUUAAAAAAUGGCGAAGAUUUGCCUCGCAGUGCAAUCUACACAACAUCCUGUCUUUCACAUCUUAUUGCCUUCUGCCAGAAAUAUUUAAUGUCGCUUAUUAAAGAUCCCUCGAAAUUAUCAUUCGACGAUUCAGAAUUUCCACUGUCACGUGGAAAUUUUGCGAAAUUGUACUACGAGUUGGGUGAAUACGAACUGGCGCUUAAUUUGUGUGAGGAGUGGUUUACCGUAUCACAACCUACUAAUGAAACAGAAUAUCUGAACAAGCUUUCGAGUGUGCGUGUUACAGCAGAUGCAUUGGUUAUGAUGGGGAGAGGUGAUGAAUCUAUUUUUUUUUACCGUAUGUUUCUUGUGACGCUGGAUCAGUGUGAAGGGAUUCUUUUUAAAUCAUUUGAUGAACAACAUGCUAUUAUUUCUCAGCUCUCAUUUCCGGAAUCAAGAUACGUUUACCUGGCACUGGGGAGGAUGAUGCUGAAACACCAAGAUAAGAUUGAUGAUGCAAUAGCAUGCUACGAGCAUUGUGUAGGCCUGGAUCCCAGUGACGACAGCGAUCUAGACUGGAUGGGAACUCUGGCGGACCUUUAUCAAACCAAAGCUUUCACAAAUGGUAAGGAAGAUAAGGCGAUCUACCAGAAGUGGAUGGGCAAAGCUCAAGAGUGUUUCCAGAAACUGAUCAACAAAAACAUAAAAAUGACGUCAUUGCUUCUGACCACCUUUGCCUCAUUUCUUCUCCGAAAUAAACAAUUUGCCGAAGCAAUUUCCCACUUUGAGGAGCUGCUUGCUGGUGAAACAAACUCUGUGAUCUUUUACGCUCAGGUUGACAUACCUUUGUCUGGCGUUCACAUAGCGAGAGAAAUUAGAGAAAGAGGGACUUUUUGUUUAGAAGUGAAGGUCCAUAUUUACUAUCUUAUUGCGCUGGCGUAUUUUCAAUGUGGUAAAAUUGAGAAAGCACAAGAAUGUGCGCUGGAAAUGGAGAAAUAUAUCGAGAAUUUUCGGUGUACACCAUUAUAUUACCUCAAUGGUCGUUCUUUACUUGCGUAUACGUACAAAGAAACUGGAAACGAAAGAAAGGCAAUGGAAAUAUUAAAGAAGGUGUUGGAGAUUCAACCAGGUAACAUGCCUGUGAAACAGGCGUUAGAAGAAUGUGCAACUAUUGCAGCAACAACAUCAAGUUGA